Aspergillus calidoustus is the source of this 702-nucleotide messenger RNA. NCBI's taxonomy places the organism in Eukaryota, Fungi, Ascomycota, Eurotiomycetes, Eurotiales, Aspergillaceae. The record is from the annotation of a GenBank genome assembly.
AUGGCUUCUUUUGAGUCAUCGUCACUGAAGGACUCGGGAGGAGAUUUUUUCAAGGACGGUUUUGUAUUUGUGAAAGAUGGAGAAGCCGGGAAUGCGGUCGAAGAGAUGGAAGCGAACUCCAUCCCUUUCGCAUCCAAGAGAGGCUUUGAAUUCUUCAAAGUCAACGUUCUUGACGAUCCACGCAAGCGACGUAUUCUUGAUUCUAUCUUUGAGUGGUUUGGCUUAGGACUCUACCGAACCUUCGGUGCCAUGCCCGGCGAUUAUGCCUUUCGACAAAGCGAUCCAGCCUCAGGGCCCGAAUCCCUCCUAGUACAUAUCUGGAAAAAAGGAUCAAGGGUUGUGUAUUGGAAAGCCUCACAUUUGCAGCAAGUGGUGACCACAAAGGGAGAGAAUAAUUUGUGGAGAGCUCCUCGUGUGGCACUUAGACACGCGGGUCUUGAACCUGUGGAAGUCACGUUCGAGAACGGUGGAUUCUCUAUUCGUGACACACGCCUCUUUGUUGAAGUCUCUGAAGGGAGUGCUAUUACUUUCGGAAUCGCAUCCAGGGAUGUGCUAGAGAGAUGGUGGGCUCCAAUGAAGCUCCACAAGUCGCUUGAGGAGGUUGUCAGGAAGAUUGAGGGGCCCAAUUUCGGCAUGAACGUGGAAUACUUCGAAGAUAAACAUGAUGUACGAGCCCGUCCGGCCAACCCGCCCCCCGACUAG